Messenger RNA from Heteronotia binoei (common prickly gecko), 2227 nucleotides. RefSeq names its product fibronectin type III and SPRY domain containing 2 (gene FSD2). The record is from RefSeq and is a predicted model, not a curated record. Gene Ontology annotation, molecular function: protein binding. Lineage: Eukaryota; Metazoa; Chordata; Lepidosauria; Squamata; Gekkonidae. Bases 1 to 2217 code for a protein of 738 amino acids. The transcript has 12 exons.
AUGGACUCACAAUCCAAACAGAAUGAGCAAGAAAGCCCAAGACUUUAUCACUUGGAACUUUAUGACUCUAGUGAGGAUUUAGCAAUGUUUUUAGAAGAACCCUUCCAAAGACGAGAUCUGGCUUUGCAUGAAAAGAGACAGGCAUCAGCUAGGAGAGGCAAAGAGGAUCAGAAUAGCUCACAGAAGGAUGCAGAAGAACCAGCAAGGCCUGACGUGGAUAAGGACACAGAAGUGGAACUCGCCACUAGUCCUGAGAGUGCAGCAGUAGGCCACGGGUCUGCUUCAACUGCAGAUUUGGCAAAGAGUAGCCACCUGAUGACCAAGACCACACCUACAGAGCACGUUCAAAGCACAGAGGAGAAACCAAUUCCUGGCAAGGAUUCACAAGCCCAACAUCCAGACAACGAAAGGGGUAGCAGCAAUGGUAGAAAAGUUGCUAUGGACCAGCAGCCCUUCAAACCAAACAACCAAGAGAAAGAGAAGGAGGAUUCAUAUUGUAUUACUUGCUGUGUUCCAAUCAGAGCGCAAGAUGAUCAGGGGUGCCAACAUGACGAACAUGAGGUCAUUCCUCUUCUCAGUGUUGUUGAGAUUGCCAAGGAUGAGCUUCAAAAAAAUAUAUGUAAACUGGAAGAUCAGAUUGCUCAUCUAGAGAAUUUUUCCAGUCAUUUGGAAGAGAUUUUUAUCACUGUAGAGGAGAAUUUCGUAAAGCAGGAGCAGAACUUUGAGAGGCAUUACAACGACGUGAUGCAGACCCUUGAACAAAGAUACGAAGAAAGCAUGCAGGCCUUGGGGGAAGAGAAGAAGGAGAAGCUGGAGGCUUUGUACAAGCAAUUGGUCAACUGUGGAGAAAACCUGGACACCUGUAAAGAGCUGAUGGAAGCUAUUGAGGAUCUAGGCCAAGGUGAAAAUAAACUGGCUGCAUUAAAGACUGCAAUAGCUACCAUUCACAGAUUAGAUGACUUCUUGGAAAAGGAUGUGGAUAUAACCCUCUCAACACCGGCAGACUUUGAAGAUCGAGUGAUAGAUUUCUCUGAUGUUGGAGAAUUAAUGGAUUCCGUGAUUGCAGUGCCAGCUGUUUUGCCUCCUUGUGCACCGGUCAUGAAUUCCCAAGACCCCAACUCAGCUACUGGUACAUCUGUGAGAGUAUGCUGGAGCUUUUUCUCAGAAGAUAUUGUUGAAAGGUAUCAGCUGUUCCACCGACGAGUAAGCAAUGAUAUAACAAAAGAUGAGCAAGAUGAGUUUAUCCUAAAUGUGAAAGAAACCUUUGCCACAGUUACUAACCUGGUGCCUAAUACACAGUAUGAAUUUUGGGUGAGAGCAUUCAACAGUGCUGGAGGUGGAUUAGCAAGUGAAAGAGCUGUUUAUCUGACAGCUCCUUUGCCACCAGUUAUCAAAAGUAAGGAGAUUCAAAGCUGCGAACAUGCUGCGCUGGUAAGCUGGGAAUCUGGAAACACAAAUCCUGUCGACUCUUACACUGUUGAACUAUCCAAGUUGACAGAUGGAGGAGAAGAAACGAUUACGGAGUCCAUUGUUGGGAUCCCAAACUGUGAAUCUCUGAUUCAGCUGGACCCAAGGACCAAGUACCUGCUGGCGGUGAAAGCCCUGAACAUGGGAGGUUCCAGCGAAAGAAGCAAGCCAGUCUCUAUCCAUAGCACUGGCACCUAUUUUACUUUGAAUGAGGAAACGGCCCAUCCGUUACUUUCUGUCCUAGAAGAUGGUUUUACAAUCACUUGCCGCAAAGCUGACAGUCCAAAAAGUGAUUUGUCUUUCCGCGAAAACAGUUUUACGAGGUCUGUUGCUAUACUGGGAAAGCCAAUACCAUUCCAAGGGAAACAUUAUUGGGAGGUGGAUGUUAAUGACAAUAUUGAAUAUCGUAUUGGUGUGGCCUUUGAAAACGUGUCCAGAGACAGCUAUUUGGGGACAAGUCACUCUUGCUGGUGCAUGAGACAUACCGUCACUUCUUCCAGGCACACCUAUGAAUUUCUGAACAAUGGGAUGACACCCGACAUCAGGAUCACAGUUCCUCCCAAGAAGAUCGGCCUCCUGUUGGACUACGAUGAUGGGACACUGUCAUUUUUUAAUGCAGAUAUCAUGCAACACCUGUAUACCUACCGGAGCCACUUCCAGGAUUUUGUGUGCCCUUGCUUUGCUGUGGAGGCACCUGGCACGCUCAGAAUUCAAAACCGCCUGGCCAUGCCCACCUAUGCCUUUUUGUGAUUAUGGCUAG